Acanthosepion pharaonis is the source of this 630-nucleotide messenger RNA. NCBI's taxonomy places the organism in Eukaryota, Metazoa, Mollusca, Cephalopoda, Sepiida, Sepiidae. The record is from the annotation of a GenBank genome assembly.
AUGCCUGCUUUCUCUCCAGGUAUUUCACUAAUCUUUUCUUUCCCUCACACUGUCUUUCUUUACCUCUCUUCUCAUUUAACGUGCUUUCUUUCUAUCGUUCUCGCUCUCUGUCUAGUUAUUGCUUAUUUCUCUCGCUUUUUCUUCACUUGGUUUCGACUUUAUUCCUUGUGUCUCGUUUUUCUUUUCUGUCUUUUAACAUUUUUCUUCCUCUCUUUCUCUAUUUUAUUACUCUCUUCACCUUUUUCUCUCAUUUGUUCCAUCCCUCUUUCCCACUCUCAUCAUCUUACUCUUUCUUUUCUCUCUCUCUCUCUCUCUCUCUCUCUCUUUCUUUCUUUCUUUCUUUCUUUCCCUUCAGCUAUUUUAAUCCAUUUUUUUUAUCUUUCUUUCUCCUUAUAUCUUUCCCUGGCCUUCUUUUUUAAAAAUCUGUUUCCCUCUCUUUUUCUCUCUUUCUCACGCUCUCUCUUCCUCGCCAUCAUUUCUCUCUUUUUCUUAUUUAACUUUUCUUUCUGUCUCUGUCUGUCUGUCUCUCUCUCUCUCUCUCUCUAUCUAUCUAUCUAUCUAUCUAUCUAUCUAUUGGGCCAAUCUUUUUUCCUUUCCCGCCAUAUAUUUCACUCCUUCGCUCCCUUUUAA